Molecule: messenger RNA, 2714 nt
Organism: Alosa alosa (allis shad)
Lineage: Eukaryota; Metazoa; Chordata; Actinopteri; Clupeiformes; Clupeidae
Product: integrin beta-7-like
Exons: 15
Coding region: 186-2330 (714 amino acids)
Biological process (GO): cell-matrix adhesion; cell adhesion mediated by integrin; integrin-mediated signaling pathway
Cellular component (GO): integrin complex; focal adhesion; cell surface
Molecular function (GO): integrin binding
Source: RefSeq, a predicted model, not a curated record
UCUAACACACCAUAACAAAUGGUAAUUUGCAUGAGGUUACACCCUUGAAGCGAUCCUGCUGCUCUGUGAUCUCUAUCAUUCACCAAGAAGACCAUUCACCAAAACAACAUCUGCAACUUUAAACGCACGUCAGGGUUUCAUAUUUUGGCAAACCCUGAACAGGUCAGUGCUCUGAGUACUGGAAGAUGAAUUGGGUGUGGUUCAGUGCAGCUGUUCUGAUAUGCUGCAGUCACAAGACGAGUGUACAGGGAAAGUGCAAGUCCCAAUCAACAUGCUCUGCCUGUGUGAGCACUGCAGGUUGUGCUUGGUGUAAGCAGAGGGACUUCCUGAUGCCUGGUGAGGCAACCAAUCAUCGGUGUAACACAAAAGACAACCUGAGGAGGAGUAACUGCUUGGAGGUUAUAAAUCCCAAGCCUAGAACACUCACCGUCAGGGACAAGCCCUUUUGGAGUGACCCAGGAAGAGUAGUCCAGCUCCGGCCACAGAAGCUCCACAUCAAGCUUAGACUGGGUGUUCCCCAUACAUUCAAUGUGAUGUUUAAGAGAGCGGAGGGCUCCCCCAUUGACCUGUAUUACCUCAUGGAUCUCUCCUUCUCUAUGAGGGAUGAUCUGGACACUGUCCGCAAAUUGGGCCACCAGAUUGUCUCAGCCCUGAAAAAUGUCUCCAGUUCUGUCCGGAUUGGUUUGGGUGGUUUUGUGGAGAAGGCCACAGAUCCCUUCAUCAACACAAUUGAGGCAGUAAAAAACAGACCCUGCAAUAAGGGAUAUACAGGGCCCUGUCAGCCUUCUUUCAGCUUUAAGCAUGUCCUACCACUCACUGAGGAUGUAACUGAAUUCACAAGGAAGGCUGAAAAAGAGUCCAUCUCUUCUAAUAAAGACAAUCCCGAGGCAGGCUUUGAUGCUAUAAUGCAGGUUGCCGUCUGCCAGGAUCAAAUAGGCUGGGGCGAUGUGACACGGAUCUUGGUCUACACUUCUGACGGUGUCUAUCAUCUGGCUGGAGAUGGAAAACUAGGCGGUAUCUACUACCCAAAUGAUGGAAAGUGUCAUCUUAACAGCGAGGGAUUCUAUGACAUGGCCACAUACUUUGACUAUCCCUCUAUCGCCCAUGUUGCUGAGGCUCUUUCUAACAACCACAUCAAACUCAUCUUUGCAGUGACUAAAGAACACUUAGAGCAGUAUACGGCUGUGAGUGAGCUCAUCCCACAGUCUGUAGUAGGUGUGUUGGAGAAGGAUUCCAGCAAUGUAGUCCAGCUCAUCUCUAAAGCCUAUCAUGAUCUAUCAUCCACAAUAUUGCUGGAGCACCAUAGAGUUCCACCAGGUAUAGAUGUCUCCUAUGUCUCUCAGUGCAGUGAUGGCACUCAUUCCCAAAAUCAGAAGAGAGGGGCAUGCAGUCAUACUAUGAUAAAUGAUCAGGUGAAUUUCACAGUGACCUUAACUAGCUCCGCUUGCCUGCAUGAGCCAACAUCAUUCAUCCUCAAAGUGCAGGGUCUAAAUGAAGAGCUGCAGGUGACUGUGGAGACUCUCUGUAACUGUGAUUGCAAUGACACAGAGCCCUUUUCCCCUCAGUGUAAGGGCAAAGGAACUCUCACCUGUGGUAUCUGCAGCUGUGAUGAAGGGAAUAUGGGCCAGAGUUGUGAGUGUGAGAUGCAGGAGCACAAGGACACCAUGUUUGCGCUGGACGAGAAGUGUGUCAGCCCGAACAGCUCCCAGCCAUGCAGUGGACAAGGGAGUUGCCUGUGUGGCAUGUGCAUAUGCAGAGGGAACAUCAGAGGGAAGUACUGCCAGUGUGACGACACCAGCUGCAAUCGGCACAACAAUAUCAUCUGUGGGGGAAAUGGAAAGUGUAACUGUGGCACAUGUGAGUGUAAUCCUAAUUACUCUGGUCAUGCCUGUGAAUGUUCAACAUUGACUGACCAGUGCUACACAGGAGGAGAUGGUCUGUGUAGCCACAAUGGACACUGUGAAUGCAACAAAUGCCAGUGUCACCCAGAUUUCUUUGGGAGACACUGCUCUGAAAUUAGAGCCCCUUGUAUCAAGUUCAAACCUUGUGUCCUAUGUGCAAUAGCAAAUGGAGAAGAUUGCAAACAUGCUUGUGGAGGUAUAAAGCUUGUUACCAAAAUGAAUGAAUCUGGACCACUUGUUUGCUUUGAUGAGAAAGUUAAUUAUAAUGUGGAAAUGGACAUGGCGGAUGGAAGUAUCCGUAUACUCUAUGUUCUAAAGCCCAGUAAAAUGUAUGUGAUUUACCGUCUCAUCGGCACUGCGAGCGGUGGUGUUGUUGUCAUUGGCUUGAUUGGCAUCAUGAUCUGCAAAAUUCUGUUGGAAAUCAUCUAAUUUGUCUUCAUCUUUGUGGACCUAGUCUGGCACAUGCAAAUAUCUGGUUGCACAUAUUAGACAUUCUCGAUAUCAUUUAUGGUAAAUUGGUAGAUUUGGUAGAAGUCCCACAUAUGACAUGACAUAAAUUACUGAUAAAUUUAGAAAGCCAAUGUCCUUACUGUCCAUGUAACUUGAUUGGGUGUUCCAUAGUCAAUGAUGCAACAUCAUAUCAGCAUCUCUUCUUGGGUCUUGGGCAGGGGCCGGAUUUAUUGGAAUGAGACCUCGUGGGAGGGAUUAUAAUUUUUCUGCACGGGUAUCAGAUUGUUGUUUGAUCAUAUGAAGAGUUCAGAUGCAAAACCCUCUAAAUCCGUCUGACCACUUUUCUUUUAAAUGAGCAUUUAA